Messenger RNA from Xenopus laevis (African clawed frog), 2273 nucleotides. Its product is annotated as gastrula zinc finger protein XlCGF57.1-like. Lineage: Eukaryota; Metazoa; Chordata; Amphibia; Anura; Pipidae. The transcript is spliced from 7 exons. The record is from RefSeq and is a predicted model, not a curated record. The coding region runs from base 407 to 2005 and encodes 532 amino acids.
CAACAUUUACAGCUGCCCACCAAUGUGAUGGUGAUGUCACUCUGACUGUGACUAUAAGGAAGUGAUACUCUGCUCUCAUUUCUAUUGGUCCUGUGUGACACCUGAUCUCUGUGCAUCAUAGGAAUGGGACAGAGCCGCCUCCCAUGGGCGGGAUCAGAGAAGCUUGUUCUUCCCUUCCAACACAUUCAUGUGAGAGCUGUUAGUGUUAGGGGCUGGAAACUCUCUGCAACUCACUGACAUUCCCAUCCCCUGUACUCACAUCUCCUGCCUCAUCUACUGGGGAUGUGACAUUUAUGAGCCUGUAGGAGCAUCUCGUGUUAUAAAGGAGAUUGAGCAAAGGGCAGAAGUGAAAGUGGAGAAUGAGGAGUCGGACUGGGGGGAUAAUGAGGUCUCUAUAACAAGUGAAAUGGAUGUGCCUCCUGCUGAUGGAUUCCAAGAGAGGGAAACAGAAAUAUUACAAUUAAAGAUAAAGGAGGAAGAAGAAGACUCUGAUUAUUAUCAGAACCCAAUGGGAAGCUCAGCGGCCUCACUUACUGAUGUGGUCACUGAAAUUAAAUGUGAGGAGGAAGACUCUGUCAUAAAGCAUCACGUCACUGCCGUAAAGUGUGAAUGUGAGUCAGUGAAUGUGGCUGCUUCCUCAGAGGCAGAACUGGAAGUAUUACAGAUAAAGAUAAAGGAAGAAGAUCCUGAAGAUCAUCUGAACUCAGUAGAAAGCUCAGAAGAGGCACUUGCUGAAGGUGAGAGUUGUAGCCGUUGGGAUCCUGACCCCUCGGAAUGUUUGAUAAGUCCCAAGAAAUCACUGUUGGUAGAAGCCAGUUCUCAUUUGGAUUCAUUGGAUUCAGCUAAGGAGUCAUUACAGGAGGCUGGAGUGUUGCGGACACAACACAAAACACAGACUGACUCUGAGGAAUACGAGGACUGCUCAGCAAGCGCCGACACAUCUGCUUUUAUCUGUGAAAAAUGCGGGAAAUGUUUCUUUGGCAAUAGGGAUCCUCCCACCCACCUCUGUGCUGCCGGUACUGAGAAUUUACUGGAUCAGUGUAAUAAUGAGACCAUACAGGGGAGUCUCUUUACCUGCACUGAAUGUGGCAAACACUACAACAAUAAAUGUAGCCUAAAAACACAUCAGUUGCGGCACAUAGGAGUGAAACCAUUCACAUGCCCCGACUGCGGUAAAACGUUUUCUCUAAAGAAAGAUCUCAACAGACACCAAAAAAUUCACACUGGAGAGAAACCGUUCACUUGCACAGAAUGCGGCAAAGGCUUUUAUCUAAGGGGCAACCUUAAUAUUCACUACAAGAUUCACACUGGAGAAAAGCCUUACGCUUGCACGGAAUGCGGCAAAAGCUUCUCUGAGAAGAGCAAGCUCCGCAAACACCACAAGAUUCACACGGGAGAGAAACCGUUCACCUGCACGGAGUGUGGCAAGAGUUACUCUGAGAAGAGCAAGCUUCUCAACCACCAUAAAGUCCACACGGGGGAGAACCUUUUCAACUGCACGGAAUGUGGUGGAACCUUUCUAACCAAAAACUCGCUCACGCAACAUCAGAUGAUCCACACCGGGGAGAAACCAUUCACCUGUACGGAAUGUGGGAAAGGCUUCUCUACUAAAAACAGCCUGACGUCCCACGAGAGGAUUCACACCGGGGAGAAACCCUUCACCUGCUCUGAGUGCGGGAAAUGCUUUUCUCGGAAGUGCAACCUUAACGUCCACGAGAGAAUUCACAGAAAGGAAGAGGGAAAGGAAAGAGAGCGCAAGUCGUUCCCGUGUGCAGAAUGUGGCAAGACUUUCGCCGUAAAGAACAACCUUAAGAAGCACCAGCAAAUUCACACACUGCAGAGAACCAUUCAGAGGAAAAGGAACAUCAUCGCUCAGCAGCACAAUGUGCUCAUGGGACAGGAACAGGCGGGACUUACAUCAGUGACUUUGUGCUCUGCUAUUAGUGCCCCUCAGUUAUUAGACAGCAAAUUAAUUACAGUGUUGUUUCUACCUCAGACUUCCUAGCUGGGAGCUACUCGGUUAUGUCAGGGGCCUCAUUCUACCCUGUCAACCCCCAACACUAACUCUGGCUGAGUAGUUGUAACUACACCACAGUGUAGUAAAGGAAACCACCGGGUCCAUGUGUCACUGCAGUAAUUCUGCAACUUCCCAGUCUGAAUUCCAACAAGGUUCCAUUCUGCCUAGCGAAACGUCAUUAGUACACUUACGCUGAGGUCAGUUUGAAUAGGGCGGGUACAUAUAGGUUAUAUAUAUAUAUAUAUAUAUAUAUAUA